Messenger RNA from Megalopta genalis, 2056 nucleotides. RefSeq lists its product as uncharacterized. The record is from RefSeq and is a predicted model, not a curated record. NCBI's taxonomy places the organism in Eukaryota, Metazoa, Arthropoda, Insecta, Hymenoptera, Halictidae. Gene Ontology annotation, cellular component: extracellular matrix.
UUUAUUCACAGCCGUGCCGGAGUGUAACGAUAUUUGUAACCGACGGGACACGUGCCCCCCAUCUGACCCCGUUUAUCCGUGCAUUCGACUGCACUCGCCGAAAAAAGAAACGGUGCGCGAGUUUCGUUUCUGGGACUCUGGCUGGACUGCGAACAUGUUUUACCUUCAGAUCACAAUACUCUGCAUGGCGGUGGUCCACGUGAUCUGCGAUCUACCACCGGGAACCAGACGCAACACAUACUUGCCACCUGAGCCAACGAAAGGAUACAAUUACGACACGCCAGGGAUACCAUUCCCAAAACCGACCACCACGAGACGACCGUUUUCGACGACGACGCCUUAUCCAACCAGACCUUUUAAUAGUCCCAAACCGACCACGAAGUUCCCGUCAACGAGACCAACCCCUGGCACAGGGUACCCACCUUCGGGCUCAAGACCCACACCGGAAUUCCCUGAAUAUGGUACACCGACUGGCCCCACUCCUGGUGGUCAUGACCACCACCACCAUGAGCCAGGCAUGCCGUUCGACUUUAACUAUGCGGUGAAGGAGGACGCGUUCGGUAACGACUACUCCCACAACGCCAUCAGUGAUGGGGACAUUGUUCGUGGAGAGUACAGAGUUCAACUUCCGGAUGGAAGAAUGCAGAUCGUCCGGUACACGGCCGAUUGGAAGCACGGGUUCAGCGCGCAGGUUUCCUACGACGGGAACCCCCGUUUUGACGUUCCUCGGCCGACCGGCACCUUCGCGGGAUAUUAAACACCUCGUCGAGCCUAGGGUUGCUAAAUCAUACCACGUUAUGGGACCCCAUACACCUAGAAACUAAAAAACGAAAAAAGACGAAAAUUAUUUGUUAAUUCGUCCUCGGACGAUCGAGAUCUUUCUCCCUGUACAUAAUUUUAUCAAAACAUUGUUAUCGGCAAACAAAAGUACGUAGUUCGAACUGUGAUCGCAGAAAAUUUCAUCGAAAAAUUCCGAAAGACAUUGGAUAUCUAACAGAAUUGCUCUAUCAGAAACACUGAAGAACGAAACGAAAUACUAAUUUCAACUAAAUGGAUGCGAGUAGUAUCUGGCAUUGAUUUUUAAGACGAAGAAUUUUUUCAAGUGGAAAAAUACGAUUUUAGUCCCGAAGAAUCGUUCAUUUUUUGCUAUUAAGAAAGUUUUAAAGAUCCUGUGACAAAUACGAAAUACAUAUGUCCAAAAUAACGGAUUUCGAGUCAAUCAUGUUUCUAAUUCCGAAGAUAUUCAAGCUAAGUAGAUUGUGCUUAUCUUUAUGAACUUUUCAAUAGAAUUAUUAGAAAAGACUCUUUAAAGGUAAAUAAAUUAUUUUUGCUUAUCUAGGUGUAUGUCAUCUCUUAAUAAAAGUUUGUCUCGGGAUUCUCGCCGUCUUGUUGCAUACCACUAAUUAGCCGAAUCGUUUGGAUAAAUGAGAUUCCAAUGUAUUUUCUCCUUUUCGAUGUCGCUACAGUUGCGGUUGAUCCUGAUUAGGUAUUUGGACAUUCAGAAGUCGAUAUUACUUUACUAUUUCUCCUAUGACUCGAAGAGGGCAAUGACUUUGACUGAAUGUUGUUAGCAGUGUGAUAUUGAAGUAUUUGAUUUUCAGAAAAAAAUGAUUUCUUGGAGAAAGUAUUUGAAUUUAGCAAAAUAGUUCAGAAAAAUUAGUUUAUUAAGAGGAUAUUACGGUUUAAAUAAUAUUUUUGUAAACGAUCUGAUUUCGCUGAAGCCAAAUAUCCGUUUAAAAAAUUUGUGAAAAUGAGUUAGAAUUCCCUUUGGUUGCAUGAAGAAUGUUAAAAACGUUCUCGUUAACAAACUCCUUGUCCUUCCAAAAGUAUAAAGGGAUCGAACGGUUAAUUGUGAGUCGCAUUUGGAAACAUUGUGGUAGCAUCCUCCUGCAGGAUCAAGUGGUUUAAUCGUAGACGUAUUCCUUUAAUUUCCUGCCAGUACUAGAUACAAAUAAUAAGAGCAAUCCCUUAGCCCAUAUUUUCUAUUCCUCAGUUAGUUGUGUCCAAUGGACACGUAUACAUAGAAGGAGCAAAAUAAAAAGUUGUUCAAAUCAAA